This is a messenger RNA of Lepisosteus oculatus (spotted gar), 2002 nucleotides long. NCBI's taxonomy places the organism in Eukaryota, Metazoa, Chordata, Actinopteri, Semionotiformes, Lepisosteidae. The record is from RefSeq and is a predicted model, not a curated record.
GGACAGUCUUCUGGACACAGGAGGUACAAGCUAUAGGACAGAGGAGUGAGAAACCCCUGGAUACAGGAGGGACAGUCUGCUAGACACAGGAGUGAGAAAUCACUGGAUACUGGGAGGACACAGGACAGCCACACUGCUGGACACAGGAGGGACAGAUUGUCGGUGAGUUUGUGCUGAGUGAAUUUGCUGUGCGGUGACCAGGGAUGUGGAAAGGAGGGGUAGGAGGCAGAAGGAGAGAGAGUCCAGGGAGCGGGGACUGAAAAAAGGGAGCGUUUUUCUGUUUGUUCUUCAGAAGGCCCAUUCUGCUUUCAGACACCAGCAUGUUUUUCCUGAAAGCAGAAGUUUCUGUCUGUCAUGGAGUGAGUAACGAGCGACAGCAACAAGGGAAACUGCUGAAUGGGUCUGUGUGUGGGGGCGGCUCAUUCCAACUUCGCUUUUGUCCUCCUCUCGCGGACUCACACAGUCUAGUCCACAAAGAAACCCACCCAAACGCACAACCAGUCCGGCAGCCGUGGGGAAGUCUGCAGGAGCUGGGAGGCUGACAAGAGCGCCCCCUGUCUCCCAGGAGCAGGUCUGUCGCCUCUGCAGCAACCUGACAAACGCUCUGCCCCCCCCCCCGCUUCCUACUUCCUCCACACCUGCAAGCCUCACGAUUGCCGGUGAAGUCACUCAGCGUCCUGGUGAGUUUUCAGGCCUUGUGGAGGCCUGCUGCUCUUCUCAGGCUGUUCCAGGUCCAGGAGCGCCAGCAGCCCCAUGUCUGUGCCAGCGGCGCGGUCAGGGGAGUAUGGACUGUAGCCACAACAGCAGCUGCUCUGGGGCGCCCCCUCCUGGCCACUCCAUGCUCUCCACGCUGCUGCUGUCCGUGGUGCUGGCGGCGAUCAUCGGCCUGACCGUCUGCGGCAACGUGGUGGUGUUCCUGGCGGUGGGCGUGAGCCGCAAGCUGCGCAGCGUCACCAACUGCUUCAUCGUGUCGCUGGCCGUGACCGACCUGCUGCUGGGGCUGCUGGUGCUGCCCUUCUCCGCCGUGCAGGAGCUGAACGGCGACUGGCCCUUCGGCGCCACCUUCUGCAACAUCUACAUCAGCCUGGACGUCAUGCUGUGCACCGCCUCCAUCCUCAACCUCUUCAUCAUCAGCCUGGACCGCUACUUCGCCGUCACCGCGCCGCUGCGCUACUCCGCCCUGGUCACGCCGGGCCGCGUGGCCGCCGUCAUCACCCUGAUCUGGGCCGUGUCGCUCAUGGUGUCCUUCCUGCCCAUCCACCUGGGCUGGAACACGCCCGACUUCAGCGUGCAGAACAAGGGCCGGGGCGACCCGCAGGACGAAUGCCGCUUCGAGCUGAACCGCGGCUACGUGCUGGUGGACGCUUUCGGCACCUUCUACCUGCCCCUGGCGGUCAUGUGCGCCACCUACUACCGCAUCUUCAAGAUCGCGCGGGAGCAGGCCAAGCGCAUCAACAUCGCCACUUCCUGCUGCGCCGCCGCCGCCUCCUCCUCCUCCCCCCUCGCGGCGCACGGCCCCCCACCCGCCGUCCGCGAGCACAAGGCCACCGUCACGCUGGCUGCCGUCCUGGGGGCCUUCAUCGUCUGCUGGUUCCCCUACUUCACCUUGUUCACCAUCAUGGGGCUGCGGGAGGGCAGCGUGCCCAAGACCGCCUACACCAUCGUGCUCUGGCUGGGCUACGUCAACUCCGCCAUCAACCCCAUCCUGUACGCCGCCUUGAACCGCGACUUCCGCAACGCCUAUGGCCGCCUGCUGCGCUGCCGGCGGGUGGCCCCGGCCCCCGCUGUGUCCCACCCGCCGCAUGGCCAGGCAGACCCGCUGUGGGGCAACUUGCAAGGUCACAGUCCAGGCUGCAAGGAGGGCCUGACGGAGGAGAGUGGCCUCAUGCUCCAAGAGAGGAACGGCAACCCAGCGCCGGCGCACAUGAGAGCCAGCCGCUUCCCAGCGCAAGCCGAGAUGUCGGUGCGGCGCUCCGCCGCCCUCUCGGGGUCCCUCCCGUAG